AUGGUUGCGUUGUUCAUAAAAGACAAUACCGGUUACAUGUCAGGGAUCAAGUACAAAGUGGUUGAUGCUUCGUUAAUAGAAUUCAACCUUACAAGCGACAACAUCAUAGUUUACGGGUUAAAGGUCAACAUGACAGCAACAAACUCCAACGAAGAAGCAUAUAAACCUAAAUCGGAAUAUUUUGCACAUUUUUCGUAUAAAUGUAAUCGAUUCACUGAAUUGAGUAUGGAACCCUUUGUCAUUCCCAGUAAGACUACCAUGUUGCUUGAGCCCACAGUGCUUGGAGGUUUGCACAAUAAAAUAACAAUGGGAAGAUCAGAGCAGCUGUUGUCAGAGGCCAUAACAAAGAUUAAAGGUUGGAAUGAAGAUGUUCACCUCAAAGCUUUUCAGACUGACCUUUUGUCGGUGGAGUCAAUUAUAAAGUUCAGUACUUCCCUACGGCAGUGGUUUUUGGAUUCCGAUUUGCACUGCUCGGUACAAAUACUAAUAUACAAUGCUGGAAUACUUGCAACAUCUCCUAGAAUCACAGCUGAGGGCUAUCCCAAGAUGAUCGGCAAAAAUUAUAUCGGUCAAUUUGUUAUGACCAAACUUCUAUUACCACUUAUUGAACGCAGUCAUGUAUCUUCCAAAAUUGUUAAUGUAACAUCAUUUACUCACCGAAUUGUUACUAAUAUGCAGGUUGAUGAGGGAAUUAUAUCUAGGAAAAGAUUUUUAAAAUCAAAACAAUAUCCAUAUGAUCAGAUCUAUGAGUAUUCAAAAUUAUGUUUACUUCUCUUCUCAUAUGAGCUCCACCGACAGCUUUGCCAGAUUGGUAAAUCUCAUCAGAUAUUUGUCAAUGUUGCAGAUCCUGAAGUUGUACAAACAAACAUCAUGCGAGAAGUUCCAGCAAAACUAUCUUCGGUGACAUUCUUUAUACUAAAGCGUCUACACCUAUUGGAAUCCUCUGAGUGCGGGAAUGAUUCCAUUAUUGAUGUUGCUCUUACUCCGUCUGUAUUGUCUACCAACUCACUUACUUAUUACCAUCAGUUGUAG
Medicago truncatula (barrel medic) is the source of this 1032-nucleotide messenger RNA. RefSeq names its product dehydrogenase/reductase SDR family member on chromosome X. NCBI's taxonomy places the organism in Eukaryota, Viridiplantae, Streptophyta, Magnoliopsida, Fabales, Fabaceae. The coding region runs from base 1 to 1032 and encodes 343 amino acids. The record is from RefSeq and is a predicted model, not a curated record. The transcript has 9 exons.